CUUGUCCCCUCUCUGCCUCUACACCGGCCAUGUUCAAGAAGAUUCAGGUGGGCUCGAGCACGCAGCUCAAGUCGUCUGCUGUGCGUGGGCUCAAGGCGUCUGUUGUGGAGCAGUAUCCGGCGCUGGCGCAGAUCAUCGACGAGAUGGUGCCCAAGAAGGGCACGCCUGUGUACUCGAUCAAGUGCCAGAACCCGCGCGGGACGCUGUACUCGGUCCGCGAUGAGAUUCUCUUUGUUCAGCCAAAGAACGACCUCAUCUUCCCGACGCUUCGUGUCGCCAUGCAGUAUCCGGGCAUGAUGAAGUCGGUGACGGUCGACAAGGGCACCAUCCGCGCUGCGCUCAAAGGCGCCAACAUCAUGGCCCCAGGCCUCACCUCGGAGGGCGGGUCCAUCGAGGGCGACAUUCCCGCUGGCACACCUGUCGUCAUUCACGUCGAGGGCAAGUCGCAGCCUAUUGCUGUCGGCAAGAUGGAGCUCUCUGCUGAUACCAUCCGCGCCGAGAAGACCGGCGUGGCCAUCAUCUCCGUCACCUUUCUCGGCGACGGCUUGUGGAAGCACGAGAAGUGAAGCAUAGACACAUUGCAGA
Thecamonas trahens ATCC 50062 is the source of this 585-nucleotide messenger RNA. RefSeq names its product translation machinery-associated protein 20. The transcript is spliced from 2 exons. The record is from RefSeq and is a predicted model, not a curated record. Gene Ontology annotation, biological process: formation of translation preinitiation complex. NCBI's taxonomy places the organism in Eukaryota, Apusomonadida, Apusomonadidae. Bases 30 to 566 code for a protein of 178 amino acids. Gene Ontology annotation, molecular function: RNA binding.